AAACGUCAUUCAUCCUAUACCCUCCAUGCAGUUCAGGACUUUCUGGGACCACAAUAUAAAAUAAUCCGGAAUGUUGCCCCCUCAGUUCCUUGCAGGGCGAUUACGGUGUUAGUGCUGUCCAGACAUCAUAGCGAGAUAAUUCAGACAGAACGCAAGUUUGCACAGUAGGAAGAAGAGGACGAAGGAAGAAGAAGGUGAUCGGUGGUUUGCCUGAUUGUUAGAAAUAAAUCGAAGGUAAUUAUUUGAAGGAGCUUCUGUGACUGAAGUGUUCGACAAGAUGGUUUCCCAGAUUACCUGCAGCUGCGCAUGAUUUUGAAUGUAAGAACUAUCCAUCGUGUAUGAGCGAGCGCUGUAUCCAAGUUUCGGUGUUUCUGUGUUGUGCAGAGAAAGAGAGAGAGAGAGAGAGCGAGAGAGAGAGAGAGAGAGAGAGAGACAGAAAGGGCGAGGGAAAAGUUUUGUGGGCAUCAAUCGCAUGUGUGAUACUGUAGUUACGUGUGUGGAUAUUCGCCACCUCAAGUGAACGAAGCCAUCCAAAUUGAUUUGUAGCAGCGAUAUGCUAGAUCGAUUGCUUGUGAGUGAAGAUUUCUUCAUAAUCCUUGUGGGUGAAUCCUUCUUUUCAGUCAGGUGAUCUGUAUCCAACCUAGUGCUCUUCCUGAUCAAGUGAUCUCAGAGCUAGACCGAUCUAGUAUCGUUCCUCGAGCAAAGUGAAGUAAAUUGUAGAUUAGUGUUGCGCAUGUGGUUAUACUGAGUGCGCAAGCAUCAUUGAAGAGCGUGUCUCGAAUCUUCUCGUGAAAGUGGAAAAAUAGAAAAUAAGAGUGGCAAAUUGUGUCGAUUGAUUAAAGAUUGCAUCGUUAGGGUCUGUUAGGAGUAAUCGCUUGUAAAUUUAUAGGUGAAGAGACAGAAGUUUAGUAUCAAAGCAACCAGCUAUGCAUUUACCCCUUCAGCACCAGGCUCGUCUGGCCGGCAGCUUCGACGACGAGAAUGAGGAGCUUCAUGCGCAGCUACAGGCGAAUUCGGUCUCUCAUUCGCAUUCUCACCACUCGCAGGAGGACGACGUUUCCCAGUCGCAAGGCAGCAAGGGGAGCGGGGGUGACACUACUCCGAAUGGCACUACCAAGCCCAAGGACCUUCCUUGCCCGCGCUGCCAGUCCAUGAACACCAAAUUCUGCUACUACAACAACUAUAGUGUCAACCAGCCCCGCCACUUCUGCCGCAAUUGCCAACGCUACUGGACCGUGGGUGGUACUCUCCGCAACGUCCCCGUCGGUGGAGGAUCCCGCGUAAAGCACAGCCGCCCGCGCAACCGCACUGACCCUUACUACCGGCCCGGCGCCAACCCAUCUAACGAAUCCGACGCUGAGACGGACCAGAGCGGUAUCUCUCUGCAUCCCUACCUCGCACAUGCCAUGGCGGGCAUGGUACCGCCCGACAUGGCUGGCUUGCUACCCGACGCAGGCUUUCCAGAUUACCCCGAUCCUGCAGAAUUCCCUUUCCACCCUUCCCAAAUCUCCAACCUGCUCCAGCUUGCGCUCCUUCAAAACCCGAGCAUGUACGGUAUGCCAUUCCCGGUCGGUAACCCUGAACGAGACGAGGCUGAGACACUACAAGCCAUGUACGAAGCACAAGCUGCUCCAAACUCCGGAAAUCUUUUGGCUGUUGCCGCGGCGAUGAUGCUCAUGCCAGAUCUUGAUCCUUCGACGAUGUCCUUGUUGCACAAGGCUACGCUCUGGGCCGAAGCUCAGCGUGCGCAAGCGAUGUCAAGGAGGCAAACCACUCAACACGCUGCGCAAGCAGCUUCCGCCUGGGCCGAAGAGCGGGAAUGCAAGCCCAGCGUGAGCGCGCAGAUGCAUCGGGAGAUUGUCGCGAGGGAGGAGUUACGUCAUCGGCAGCAAGUUGCCGGGAUGCAUCGCAGGCCCGGGUUUUGGGAGACUGCACUGUGGUACAGCAGGCCGAACAAGAGACCGGCAUGGGACGAGGCAUCACCAUCGCCGAAGCCAGCGCAGCAGGGAAGCACCCGCACUCUCGACGAGGAGGCGGGCAACACUGCCAAUGCUUCGAGUUUCUCCCAUGGCUAUGACGAUACUUCGUCGUGGGGGAGUGUGGGCUUGAAUGCUGGCCAAGAUUUGUUCUUCUCGUAGCAGUCGAUGAUGGCAGCUAUUGGAAUUGCCGAUUUAGCCAGUUUAUGAACCUGAUUCUCGGGCUCCUGGAGGCAGAGCAGAGAGACGCGGGGUGGUUAAGUUCGUGCGUUAUUCUCGACAGAGCUUUACGGCCGGGGAUCCAAUUCAACGUUGGUUUUGUUUUUAGUUUUUGGUUUGUACAAAAUGACCUUCCACCCCUUCUAUUUUCCCCUACCCCCCAAGAAAACAUCGCCACAGAGUUCAGAAUUAGCCUACCCGACAUGUGAUUAUCAUUGCUCAAGAGCUGUGAGUUCAUCAAUGCGGCGAAUGUUAAUAUUCUGCAACUCAGAGGAUUUCAAGAUAAUAUUGCAGCGAUUAGUGGCGUGAAUUAUGUCCACAUGAAGCGGCGAGGCAGGAUGCUAGACGCACUGAAGAGUGCGGACGAUCCCCUUGCGGAGUGAAACGCGAAGACUUGGAAAGUGUGAAUUAGGCUUGACAUGGUUUCGAAUUUUCCAAUGACGCAGCCGAUGUGAAAGAAUCCAUCGCCCCUGGAUGGAUCGGAAUUUUUGAACUGGGAAAAAAGGGUUGUACUGUAGUAAAUCAUGUGUCGCGACCUUUGAGUAAAACAAUCGUUACAUCUUCAAGCCAACCUUUGAACAGGCUUUUGGUUGCAAAGAGGUUUGAUCGGAGUAAGGUUGUGAUGUGAUCAGUAGUUGAGGAGGAAUAAGGCUAGUCCGCUGUUGCCAUCUUCCAGAACGGAAUUGUAAAUUUUCAUAUCCUUGAGUCCAAUUGUAACAGAGCAUAUUAAGUGUGAAAUCCAAAUCAUCUUCUGUCA
Molecule: messenger RNA, 2952 nt
Organism: Physcomitrium patens
Lineage: Eukaryota; Viridiplantae; Streptophyta; Bryopsida; Funariales; Funariaceae
Biological process (GO): regulation of DNA-templated transcription
Molecular function (GO): DNA-binding transcription factor activity; DNA binding
Source: RefSeq, a predicted model, not a curated record